Arabidopsis lyrata subsp. lyrata is the source of this 618-nucleotide messenger RNA. RefSeq lists its product as uncharacterized. NCBI's taxonomy places the organism in Eukaryota, Viridiplantae, Streptophyta, Magnoliopsida, Brassicales, Brassicaceae. The record is from RefSeq and is a predicted model, not a curated record.
AUGGUGGAAGCGAAGCAACUACUGAUGCUUGGAGAGGAAAAGCAAGCCGUCGUGCUUCUCAUGCGGCUCUUUCUUAUGGAUUUUGAUGAGGAUGAUCAGAAUCUGGUUAAGAAGAGCAACGACAUCCCCGAGAUGGAUCUAGUGAUUUACAACCCCAUCGACAUCUCUGAAAUGGAUCUAGUCCACGGCGAGCUCCGGCGGUGGGAAUUGAAGUUUCAGCGGAGGAGGGAUAGAAACUGAGUGGUGGUGGUGAGAGUGAUGAGGAGAUCGAGGGUUCGAGUUGGAUUGUUGCGAGGCCUCCGUUUCUGACCAUGGUGGAGCCAACGUAGAAGAAACAAAAAUUGGAAAAAAGAGAGCAGAAAAAAAAAAAAAAGAUGGAAGAAAUGUGUGAGGGCAAAAUUGUCAUAUAUACAGAAAAUACAUAAAAUAUCAUUUUUUUUUUGUCGAGAGCUAGUUUCUUAAUUAUUGAUUUUUUUUGGUUAUAGAGUCAAAUUUCUCUAUUUUUUAUCGUUAAGACCAUAUGCCUUUUUAGCCUUCAUAGAGAUGCUAAAUAGAAAUGGUCAGCUGACAUUUAAUUACAACCAUAUAAGAAUAUCAAUAAGAAAAUUUUCUUUGAAA